Pezoporus flaviventris is the source of this 9249-nucleotide messenger RNA. It is a transcript of the gene GPR179, whose product is annotated as G protein-coupled receptor 179. Gene Ontology annotation, cellular component: membrane. Gene Ontology annotation, biological process: G protein-coupled receptor signaling pathway. The transcript is spliced from 12 exons. Gene Ontology annotation, molecular function: G protein-coupled receptor activity. The record is from RefSeq and is a predicted model, not a curated record. The coding region runs from base 287 to 9079 and encodes 2930 amino acids. Lineage: Eukaryota; Metazoa; Chordata; Aves; Psittaciformes; Psittacidae.
CGGGCUGUGGGGGUCCCUGUGGGGCUCAGGGCCAGGGGCUCCGCGGCACCGCAUCCAAGCAGGAGCGCAGGGACAAGCGGGGGGGGGAGCUCCGAGCCCCGGCGCCAGCAGAUGAGCACGUUUUGGAGCUGGUGACGUCUGCUCCGGCAUCACCGAGGCAGGAAAACAAGCGGCAGAGCGCGAUCCCAGCGCUGUGGAGCCGAGCAGGCUCCGGGGCACCGCGCCCAUCACCAUGUGCCCCCCGGCGGGGCCGCUGGAGGCCGGGGGGCUCCGCUGAGCCCCAGCCAUGGCGCCGUGGCGGUGGCUGCUGCUCUGGUGCUGGCACACGGCGCUGCUCCAUGGCCAGCGCCCACAGGACGGCCCCCCCCGCCCGGCGGGGUGGUCCCCGGCUCCAUCACCCCCCUGGGGACCCACAGAGGAGCCGGGGGACGCCGAGGGCUCGGCGGCGGCUUUGGCGUUCCUGCGGACGGGCGAUGCUCGGCGCCUGGCCCGAGCCAACUGCAGCCGGGGGGUCCCGGCGGCGGCCGCGGGUCCCGGUCCCCCCCCGGCGUUGCGAGCUGCGCUCCGUGCCGCCCCCGAGGCGCUGGCCCACGCCGCCAACUUCCUCAACAUGCUCUUCCAGACCAACGACAUCCGCGAGGCCAGCGUGGCCGAGGACGUGGAGUGGUACCAGGCGCUGGUGCGCAGCCUGGCCGAGGGGCACCCAUGGGUGCGCAGGGCGGUGCUGGCCCUCGAUGCUCACCCGCUGGCCGCCAAGCCCCGGCUGAUGCUGCAGGCUACCAAGGGCGAUGGCCAGAUCCUGCUCCAGGAUGUCUCCGCUGCAGCUCCGAGCCUCGGUAACCUCAGCUGGGACAACGAGUGGUUCAAUGCCCCCAAAUCCCAGCGGACCCCUGCCCUCCGCAAGCGGGUGCUCAGCAAUGACCUGCGCAGCAUGGAGACCCCCAAGUGGCAGCGGGGUGACAGCUACGUGGGGGACCCGGGCCAUGUGCGGUGGUCCCCUCCGUUCCUCGAGUGCCGGGACGGCCGGUUCCUGCCUGCCUGGGCUGUCACGCUCUCCGCUGCUUUCUAUGGGCUCAAGCCAGACCUCAGCCCUGAGUUCAAGGGUGUCGUGCGGGUGGACAUCGAGCUGCGGGACGUGGCCAUUGACCAGUGUGCCAGCGGGCCGGGCUGGUUCGCAGACACGCACCGCUGCGACCUCAACAGCACCCAGUGUAUCCCGCAGGAGAGCCACGGCUUCGUCCUUGGGAGGUACCUGUGCCGGUGCAAGCCGGGCUUUUAUGGGGCCAGUGGAGCAGCCCAGGCAGGCACAGCGGGGGCAGACGGGGGGUCCCUGUUGGGAUGCCGGCCCUGCCGCCAGGGAUGCUCCACCUGCCAGGACGAUGCUCCCUGCCUGAUCCAGGAGGACCGGGCGCUGCGGGCAGCCGUGCUGUCCUGCCAGGCCUGCUGCAUGCUGGCCAUCUUCCUCAGCAUGCUGGUCUCCUACCACUUCCGACGGAGCAAGAGGAUCCGGGCAUCCGGAAUCAUCCUCCUGGAGACGAUCCUCUUUGGGUCCCUCCUCCUCUACUUCCCAGUGUUCAUCCUGUACUUCAAGCCCAGCAUCUUCCGCUGCAUCGUCCUGCGCUGGGUCCGCAUGCUCGGCUUCACCAUCGUCUACGGCACCAUCACCCUCAAGCUGUACAGGGUGCUGAAGGUGUUCCUGUCCCGCACGGCCCAGCGGGUGCCCUACGUGUCAAGCAUGCGGGUGUUGAAGAUGCUGGGGCUGAUCCUGGUCCUGGUGCUGUGGUUCCUGGCGGCCUGGACCAUCGGGAUGCUGGAGAACGUGGACAAGAACAUCCCGCUGGUGAUCCGCACCCAGACUGCCGGCGGCCUCCACUUCUACAUCUGUGGCCAUGACCACUGGGACUACAUGAUGGUGAUUGCUGAGCUGCUGUUCCUGCUGUGGGGCAGCUUCCUGUGCUUCGCCACGCGCGCCGUGCCCUCCGCCUUCCACGAGCCUCGCUACAUGGGCAUCGCGCUGCACAACGAGCUCAUGAUCUCGGCCACCUUCCACGUGGUCAGGUUCAUCGUGGUCCCCUCGCUGCACCCGGACUGGACGCUGCUGCUCUUCUUCGCUCACACCCACGGCACCAUCACCAUGACCCUGGCCCUGCUCUUCAUCCCCAAGUUCCUGCACACGGGCUCGCCGCUGCGGGAGGAGAUCACAGCCGAGGUCUAUGAGGACGAGCUGGACAUGCGGCGCUCGGGCUCCUGCCUCAACAGCAGCAUCGCGUCGGCCUGGAGCGAGCACAGUCUCGACCCCGAUGACAUUCGGGAGGAGCUGAAGAAGCUCUACAGGCAGCUGGAGGUGCACAGGAGGUGGCGGAUGGCAGCGCUCAACCCUCACCUCCCCAAGCAGCGCAGCGCCCGCCGCAGCCUGGCCCGCUCCAUCGCCCACCGGGUCACCGAGCUGCCCGAGGCGCUCGCACGCCGCCGCCGCAGCAGCAGCACCCGUGGGUCCUCGGCCAAGCAGCUCCUCAAUGCGGGUACCACGGACGUGAGGAUGCGGGAUGAUGGCUCCCGCAGCACUGAGGGGGUCCAGGGGGGUUCACCCAUCCUUGCUGCCCCCCAGGAGCCUGCGCCGGGGAGGAAGAUGAUGGUGACGGCGGCCUCGGAGCAAUCCGACAGCGAGUCCCUCGAUGCUGCUCCGCUCGUGUACAAGUCAGCCAGUGCCCACAACCUGGUGGGGCACGGGCAUUCCCCCCUGCCCCGCGCCCCCCCCUUGCACAAGUCGCUCAGCGUGGUGGCCGGGGCGCAGGAUGAAGCCCUGCUCGCCGCCAGCCGCGCUGCAUGGGGGAAGGAACACAUCGAGCAUCCAUUCAGCCUGGCCUCGGGGCACCCCACGGCACAAGGACCCCCCAAGGAAGAUGGGAAGCCACAAAGCCCUGAUGCUGAUGCUGUCCCCAGCCCCGCCGAGGGGUGCUCGCGGUCUGUGUCCCCCCUGGGCGAUGGCAGGGUGCAGAGACACGUCACCUACGCGCCCAUCAAGAGCAUCAGCGUCGACGGCUCCCAUCACCCAGGGCGGGUGCGGAUGGUGGUGGUGAGGAGAACCCCACCACGGCCCCCAGUGCGCUGCCAGAGCCUGGGGCAGCGAGGACCAGCGGCCGGGGACAGCCUGGGGACAGCAGAGCCACCCGUGGCACCCCCAGCAGCAGGGAUGAAGGAGGAAGAUGCGGGGUGCACAUCGCCCGCAGCAUCCAUCCCGGCACAGGUCUGUCCCUGGGAGCUGGUCCAGGAGGAGAUCCUGAGCCGGAGGGAAAGAGCCACCCAAGCAGCAGGGUCGGGGACCACCAGUGACACAGCAGCCACUCCCCCCAGCAUCAAACCAUCCGCCCAGAAGAUGUCCCUCUGGAGCCUGGGCCUGGCCAUCAAAGCCUUCAACAGAUCCAGAGGGAAAAGCAUCCCAAAGGGAAAGAGGGAGAGCGAGGGGAGCCUCAGGAAGAGGAGGGGGGGCAGCAGCAGGAGGGAGAGGCCAAGCCCAGCAGAGACAUCGGCCGUGUCCCCUGCAGGGACCACAGGCUCCGAGCAGGGCUUUUGCCAGCACAACAACAACGCCAGGGCCGCUGCGGGCGAUGGAGAGGAGCCAGGUGAGGAGCAGGGUGCUCCCCAUGGGGAUGCGGAUGCAGGGCACAGGGCCCCAUCAAGCUCUGGUCACCAAGAAGGAGCUGAACGACCCCAUGAGCCCCCGGUGGUGGUGGCACAGCCCCAGCCACAGCAAGGGGAUGAGGCUCCUGUGGCCACACCAAAGGAAGGGCUCGAGGGACCCAGCGGGUCCAUCCCCUGCCAGGACCACACAGAGGUGGAGCAGCCACGGGCAGGACCCAGCGCGAGCAGCUCCCAUCCAUCCAUCAGUGAUGGGCAGAGAGCAGCUGCUGAGGAGCUGGAGGCUGAGGUUUGGCCCCAAGGAGCCCUGGAUGGCCCAGCAGGAACCGUGUGCCAGGGGGAAGGCAGCAGCCACCCUGAGCCCCUUGGUCCCAGGGACAUUGGGAAGGUCCCUGCAAGGAGAUGGAGCGAGGAGAUGGCCCCGGUGGGCAGGAAGGCACAGGUCUAUGCUAGGGACAACCAGGCUGAUUCCAGCAUCAAAACAGGGAUCUGCCUCUGGGAGGAGAGCAGGGAGGACCCUCAGCAUCCCAGGGAAGAGCUGGGCAUGGAGAAACCAUCAGCAAACCUCUCGGAGCUGCUGGAGGGGCCUUUGCAGGGCAGGAGGGGCCAGGUUUGUCCAUGGGAGACCCUGGAAGAGGGGAGGACCACGAGAGCAGCAACCGGCCCCUGGGACGCAGAGGGGGCUGAGCCAGAGCAAGAGGGGCAGGAAGCAGAGAGGAGAUGGGUAGGUGAGCGGGGCAAGAGCAUCAGGGCAAGGUCCCUGGGGGUGGUGGGAGCUCCAAAGCCACCCAAACCUGGUCCCAGCAGCUUCGAGCUGCCAGAAGGGAUCCCAAAGAGCGCUCGGGCUUCGGUUUGUCCCUGGGAAGCGACGGGAGCUGAUGGCGAUGCAGGAGGGAUUCGCCCUUGGGAAGGGGGAGCAGCCGCAUCCAAUGCAGGGAAAGCAGAGGAUGGUGACACCUCCCAAGGGGAAAACGGGAUUUCCCCACAGGCAGCAGCCCCAGGGGGCACGGGAGGGAUGGGUUUGGCUGCAGACAAGGGGAGCACCCAGCAGGGAUGUCCCUGUCCCGGGGAGGGUGCGGGGCAGCGCAGCACAGGGCUCGCAGCAGGACACCCAGCUCUGCCCAAAGCCGAAUCCAAGCACGCAGGAGCCAUGGGCAGCAGCAAGGCCAGCGUUUGUCCAUGGGAAGCAGAGGUUGAGCCGCUUGCCAAGGCAGAAAUCUGCCCCUGGGAAGAGCCUGAAGCUCCAUGGGGGAAGGACAGAGCAAGGCAGGACACGCGUGGCACUUCCAAAGGGGGAAACAAACCGGUGACCAGAGGCCUGGAGGGCGUCAAAGCAAAGCUGGCAGAGGUGGGAGGCCAUCACCCGGAGCACAGGAAGAGCAGGAGCUUCGCAAACCUCAUUAGGAAAAGCAUGGAGAGCCCAAAAGCCAAAUCCAAGAAAUCCCAGAGUGCGGAGAGCAUCAAAGAGGAAGUUUGUCCAUGGGAGAGCCUGGGUACGGAGCAGCCCAUGGAGCAUCCCCGUGCCAGGAGCCCAGCGCUGCCCAGUGCACCUCCAAGAGCAUCCCAGAGUGGGGAGAGUCUGAAGGCAGAGGUGUGUCCUUGGGAGGCUCCAGGGACUCAGUCCAUGGACAAAGCAGAGAUCUGCCCCUGGGAGGGGGCUGCAGCUCCAUCAGGUAAAGAGGAACUAAGGCAGGACAAGGAUGCUCUGUCCAUAGGGAGAAAAAGCCCCUCCACAACAGAAGGUGCCUUCAAAGGUAUUGAGCAUCAUAAGUCUGCAAAGGAGAAAGCAAGCAUGGAGAGCCUGAAGGCAGAGGUGUGUCCUUGGGAGGCUCCAGGGGCUCAGUCCAUGGACAAAGCAGAGAUCUGCCCUUGGGAGGUGGCUCCAGCUCCAUCAGGUACAGAGGAACUAAGGCAGGACAAGGAUGCUCUGUCCAUAGGGACAAAGAGCCCCUCCACAAUGGAAGGUGCCUUCAAAGGGAUUGGGCAUCGCACAUCUGCAGAGGAGAAAGCAAGCAUGGAGAGCCUGAAGGCAGAGGUGUGUCCUUGGGAGGCUCCAGGGACUCAGUCCAUGGACAAAGCAGAGAUCUGCCCCUGGGAGGGGGCUGCAGCUCCAUCAGCUACAGAGGAAUCAAGGCAGGACAAGGAUGCUCUGUCCAUAGGGAGAAAAAGCCCCUCCACAACAGAAGGUGCCUUCAAAGGUAUUGAGCAUCAUAAGUCUGCAAAGGAAAAAGCAAGCAUGGAGAGCCUGAAGGCAGAGGUGUGUCCUUGGGAGGCUCCAGGGGCUCAGUCCAUGGACACAGCAGAGAUCUGCCCUUGGGAGGGGGCUGCAGCUCCCUCGCAGCAGCUGAAGCCAAAGCAGGGCCCUGGGGGAGUGCCCAAGGGGGACAAGCGCAUCAGGCGCCAGGCAGCGCUGGCCAGCCCAGGGAGAGCCCUGGAGAGGGGCAGCAGCAAGCGAGAGGCUGCGUGUCCAUGGGAGAGCCUGGACAAGGAGCAGCCCAUGGAGCAUCCCCGUGCCAGGAGCCCAGCGCUGCCCAGAGCGCCUCCGAGAGCAUCUGAGAGCAGGGAGAGCCUGAAGGCAGAGGUGUGUCCUUGGGAGGCUCCAGGGGCUCAGUCCAUGGACAAAGCUGAGAUCUGCCCUUGGGAGGUGGCCGCAGCUCCAUUAGGUACAGAAGAAUCAAGGCAGGACAAGGAUGCUCUGUCCAGAGGGAGAAAGAGCCCCUCCACAACGGAAGGUGCCUUCAAAGGGAUUGGGCAUCGCACAUCUGCAGAGGAGAAAGGAAGUGUGGAGAGCCUGAAGGCAGAGGUGUGUCCUUGGGAGGCUCCAGGGACUCAGUCCAUGGAUAAAGCAGAGAUCUGCCCUUGGGAGGUGGCCGCAGCUCCAUCAGGUAAAGAGGAAUCAAGGCAGGACAAGGAUGCUCUGUCCAUAGGGACAAAGAGCCCCUCCACAACGGAAGGUGCCUUCAAAGGGAUUGGGCAUCGCACAUCUGCAGAGGAGAAAGCAAGCAUGGAGAGCCUGAAGGCAGAGGUGUGUCCUUGGGAGGCUCCAGGGGCUCAGUCCAUGGAUAAAGCAGAGAUCUGCCCUUGGGAGGUGGCCGCAGCUCCAUCAGGUAAAGAGGAAUCAAGGCAGGACAAGGAUGCUCUGUCCAUAGGGACAAAGAGCCCCUCCACAAGUGAAGGUGCCUUCAAAGGGAUUGGGCAUCGCACAUCUGCAGAGGAGAAAGCAAGCAUGGAGAGCCUGAAGGCAGAGGUGUGUCCUUGGGAAGCUCCAGGGGCUCAGUCCAUGGACACAGCAGAGAUCUGCCCCUGGGAGGUGGCUCCAGCUCCAUCAGGUAAAGAGGAAUCAAGGGAGGACAAGGAUGCUCUGUCCAUAGGGACAAAGAGCCCCUCCACAACAGAAGGUGCCUUCAAAGGGAUUGGGCAUCGCACAUCUGCAGAGGAGAAAGGAAGUGUGGAGAGCCUGAAGGCAGAGGUGUGUCCUUGGGAGGCUCCAGGGACUCAGUCCAUGGAUAAAGCAGAGAUCUGCCCUUGGGAGGUGGCCGCAGCUCCAUCAGGUAAAGAGGAAUCAAGGCAGGACAAGGAUGCUCUGUCCAUAGGGACAAAGAGCCCCUCCACAACGGAAGGUGCCUUCAAAGGGAUUGGGCAUCGCACAUCUGCAGAGGAGAAAGCAAGCAUGGAGAGCCUGAAGGCAGAGGUGUGUCCUUGGGAGGCUCCAGGGGCUCAGUCCAUGGAUAAAGCAGAGAUCUGCCCUUGGGAGGUGGCCGCAGCUCCAUCAGGUAAAGAGGAAUCAAGGCAGGACAAGGAUGCUCUGUCCAUAGGGACAAAGAGCCCCUCCACAACGGAAGGUGCCUUCAAAGGGAUUGGGCAUCGCACAUCUGCAGAGGAGAAAGCAAGCAUGGAGAGCCUGAAGGCAGAGGUGUGUCCUUGGGAGGCUCCAGGGGCUCAGUCCAUGGACAAAGCAGAGAUCUGCCCCUGGGAGGGGGCUGCAGGUCCCUCGCAGCAGCAGAAGCCAAAGCAGGGCCCUGGGGGGGUGCCCAAGGGGGACAAGCGCAUCAGGCGCCAGGCAGCGCUGGCCAGCCCAGGAAGAGCCCUGGAGAGGGGCAGCAGCAAGCGAGAGGCUGCGUGUCCAUGGGAGAGCCUGGACAAGGAGCAGCCCAUGGAGCAUCCCCGUGCCAGGAGCCCAGCGCUGCCCAGAGCGCCUCCGAGAGCAUCUGAGAGCAUGGAGAGCCUGAAGGCAGAGGUGUGUCCUUGGGAGGCUCCAGGGGCUCAGUCCAUGGACAAAGCAGAGAUCUGCCCUUGGGAGGUGGCCGCAGCUCCAUCAGGUAAAGAGGAACCAAGGGAGGACAAGGAUGCUCUGUCCAUAGGGACAAAGAGCCCCUUGCCAAGGGAAGGUGCCUUCAAAGGGAUUGGACACAGCAUGCCUGCAGAGGAGAAAGCAAGCAUGGAGAGCCUGAAGGCAGAGGUGUGUCCUUGGGAGGCUCCAGGGACUCAGUCCAUGGACAAAGCAGAGAUCUGCCCCUGGGAGGGGGCUGCAGCUCCAUCAGGUAAAGAGGAAUCAAGGGAGGACAAGGAUGCUCUGUCCAUAGGGACAAAGAGCCCCUCACCAAGUGAAGGUGCCUUCAAAGGGAUUGGGCAUCGCAGGUCUGCAAAGGAGAAAGGAAGUGUGGAAAGCCUGAAGGCAGAGGUGUGUCCUUGGGAGGCUCCAGGGGCUCAGUCCAUGGACACAGCAGAGAUCUGCCCCUGGGAGGGGGCUGCAGCUCCAUCACGUACAGAGGAAUCAAGGCAGGACAAGGAUGCUCUGUCCAUAGGGACAAAGAGCCCUUUGAAAAGUGAAGGUGCCUGCAGAGAGAUUGGGCACAGCACACCUGCAAAGAAGAAGAAAGCAAAUCUCGACCUUGAGUCCAUCUGCCCCUGGGAGAGCCUGGACACGGAGGAGCAAUCCCUGCGAACAACAGGGAAAGAGCCAUCCAAGAAGUCCGACAGCACAGAGAGCAGGAAAGCUGAGAUUUGCCCCUGGGAAGCAGCAGAGCCCAGUGGCUCAGAGAAGGAACUCCCACAGGGAGCUGAUGGAGCAUCCUCCCCUGGGAUGGGAGAGUCAAAGGUGGUGCUGGGAGCCAGCACCGUGUCUCCACCAGCCCCAAGGAAGAAACCCAAGGGCAGACCUGGCAGCGAGGCCAAGCACAAGCCCCUGAGCCGCAUCCAGCCCCGGCGGGGCCCUGGGGCAGAGCUGCUGCCUUGGGCAGCGGGUACAGCCCCUGGGACAGGCAGCAGCCCCAGCCCAGCUGAGGUUUGUCCCUUGGAAGCAGAAGAGGCUCCACCAGCAGAUGACAAGACCAGCACAGAUGGGAGGAAAACCUCAGCGGUGUGUCCAUGGGAGAUGGAGAGUGCGGAUGCCACCCAGAGCGGAACCAAAGCAGACAUCUGCCCUUGGGACCAUGAGUAGCUCCCUCCUGCCAGGGCCAUCAGCCAGCUGCAGACAUGGUUUUCAUGAACACAAGGUCUUGAGCUGAAGGCCGAUGCCCAAUGGCACAGCCCAAGCAGGGACACAAGUGUCCAGCGAAGCCAAUGGCAUGGCCAUGCUUCCAGAAGUCACUGGUGGUGGCCUUGGGGACC